AUGGUGGCUGUUUACAGGCCUCGGGGCAGGCGAACCUGGGCAGACCCAAGCCCCGGCCUGAGGCCACCGUCGCUGCGCUGUAACGACUCUGCAGCGGCGGCGCGACAGCGAUCGGCAGUGGAAGCCAAGUCCCGGGGCAUCUCUCUUCUAGCUAGGGGGCAUUCUUCUUUGGAUAACUGGGACUUCUCACCUUUGGUAUCACUUUGGAUAAACAGAUUUUACAUAUAUUUGGGUUUUGCCUUUGGCAUUAGUCUUUGGAUUUGUGUCCAGAUUGUCAUCAAGAAGCAGGACAAGAACUCACAGGAGAAAUCUGUCCCACGAGUCUCUUGGGAUCUGAUGACCAAUGAUUCUGACUCCUGUCCAAAGAAGGAGGUCUUUGUGUCUGGAGUGAAGAUUUUCUAUGGUUCCCAGACGGGAACUGCAAAGGGAUUCGCAGCAAUUCUUGGUGAAGCAGUUGCAUCCCUCGAUCUGCCUGUGACAAUCACAAAUCUGAAAGACUAUGAUCCAGAGGACCAUCUGCUGGAAGAGGCUACGAGUAAAACCGUUUGUGCCUUUCUGGUUGCUACGUACACGGAUGGGCAGCCCCCUGAGAGUGCUGAGUGGUUCUGCAGAUGGUUGGAGGAAGCAGCAAGUGAUUUUCGGUUCGGCAGAACUUACCUGAAGGGUCUGAGAUAUGCAGUGUUUGGCCUGGGAAAUUCAGCCUACACGAGCCAUUUCAACAAGGUGGGCAGGAACGUGGAUAGGUGCCUGUGGUUGCUCGGCGCCCGCCGUGUACUGAGCCGAGGGGAAGGCGACUGUGACGUGGCCCGGAGCAGACAUGGCAGCAUCGAAGCCGACUUCAGCGCCUGGAAGACCGAGCUCACCUCCCGGCUGCAGGAGCUCCGACAAGGACACAAGAGACUGUGUGGCAGCAACUGCCAGAAAGGGAAACGUGGGUCCUCCGGCCAGCACGGCACAGACAGGCGAGAAGGUUCUCCCCACAGAGGCGCCGAGGUGGAGGAGCCCUUGGAGAACAGCAGUGAGGAAGAGUGUGGCCCUGAGGCCCGCCAGAGUCUGAAUCCUGUCCUUGAUGUUGAGGAUCUCGGCGACAUUGUGGAUCGUAUGAAGAAAGAAAAGAGAGAAACGGAGCAGUGGAAAGAGAAGAGCCGCUUGCUGGGGAGCGUGGGGAAGAAGGCCGACAGCGAGAGGAGGACGAUGAUAACGCCUGCUCUCCGAGACGCCCUCACUAAACAAGGAUAUCAAUUGAUUGGAAGCCACUCCGGGGUGAAGCUUUGCAGGUGGACUAAGUCAAUGCUCCGAGGGAGAGGAGGUUGCUAUAAGCACACGUUUUAUGGCAUCGAAAGCCAUCGCUGUAUGGAGACCACUCCGAGCUUGGCCUGUGCAAAUAAAUGCGUCUUCUGUUGGAGGCACCACACCAAUCCGGUGGGCACUGAAUGGCGGUGGAAGAUGGACCAGCCUGAUAUGAUCUUACAAGAAGCCAUAGAAAACCAUCAGAACAUGAUUAAGCAGUUUAAAGGGGUACCAGGUGUCCGAGCCGAACGCUUCGAGGAAGGAAUGAGUGUCAAGCAUUGUGCGUUAUCCUUGGUGGGAGAACCCAUCAUGUACCCAGAAAUCAAUAGGUUUCUGGUGCUCCUCCACCAGCAUAAAAUCUCCAGCUUCCUGGUCACAAACGCGCAGUUCCCGGAGGAAAUCAGGAACCUCAAACCAGUAACCCAGCUGUACGUAAGUGUGGAUGCUAGCACCAAAGACAGUCUGAAGAAAAUCGACCGCCCACUCUUCAAGGAUUUCUGGCAACGAUUCCUCGACAGUUUGAAAGCGUUAGCCGAAAAGCAACAACGGACGGUCUAUAGGCUGACGCUGGUGAAAGCCUGGAACGUGGAUGAGUUACAGGCCUACGCGCAUCUGGUGUCCCUCGGGAAUCCCGACUUCAUCGAAGUCAAGGGCGUUACCUACUGUGGAGAAAGUUCCGCCAGCAGCCUGACCAUGGCCAAUGUGCCCUGGCAUGAGGAAGUGGUGCGUUUUGUCCAUGAGCUGGUGGAUCUGCUCCCGGACUACGGUGUCGCAUGCGAGCACGAACACUCCAACUGCCUCCUGAUAGCGCACAAAAAGUUCAAGAUUGACACAGAAUGGUGGACGUGGAUCGAUUAUCAGCGCUUCCAGGAGCUCAUCCAAGAAUAUGAAAAUAGCGGUGGAUCAAAAACUUUCAGCGCGAAGGAUUAUAUGGCCAAAACCCCUCAGUGGGCGUUAUUUGGGGCCCAUGAAAGAGGCUUUGAUCCCAAGGACACGAGAUAUCAGAGGAAGAACAGAUCAAAGGAUAUUUCUGGAUGUUGA
Molecule: messenger RNA, 2331 nt
Organism: Chrysochloris asiatica (Cape golden mole)
Lineage: Eukaryota; Metazoa; Chordata; Mammalia; Afrosoricida; Chrysochloridae
Gene: TYW1
Product: tRNA-yW synthesizing protein 1 homolog (S. cerevisiae)
Exons: 17
Coding region: 1-2331 (776 amino acids)
Biological process (GO): wybutosine biosynthetic process
Molecular function (GO): catalytic activity; 4 iron, 4 sulfur cluster binding; FMN binding
Source: RefSeq, a predicted model, not a curated record